UUGGAGCUCUGAUCUACUAACUAUGCUCUGAAGGAACACUCGAGAAACUGGAUUCUCACGUGAUCAGCGGCAAACUAAUMAGACGGCGUAACAGACAGGAAGCUUCAUGCGUGACUUGUGGUUUCAAUAUCAUUAGUUCAAUAAAUGUACUUUAAUACUCAACACUUCGAACAAAGUCGCUUAUAUAAAGAAAUUAAUUUCUUAGCACGACGGCAAGACGUCGAUAAAGUCAUGGAGAGAAAAGCAAACUGAAAAGGAAUUUGAAAGAAUAUUCAGAAAAAAUMCGAAUGUCAAUUAAAUACGAAGAGCACUCUGUUGGGGAUUAAUUAAACAACAAAACAAAAUGGAUAUUACAUUUGGUAGUAUAUAUAGCCAUCAUGCAAUUGCCUAUUUCUAAUGAGUUCUCUCUUCCUGAAUUCAUUCAUGUAGAUUGCUAUGGCAGAUCCCGACAAAUUUUCUCCAGAACAGUUGAACUAUUUUCGAACUUGUCACGUAACAGCUCAAGUAAUUCCUGAUGGUCUUCGUAAAGUGUUUAAACGAGAAUGGGAUGCUCGCUAUCAGACAUCACAUGAUGAAUGGAACGACACUGCAAAAAAUGGCGYUGAYUUCUACAGCUUGAUACCACCAAAAGAGCAAACAUCGAAAGUAAAAGAACUUUCCAUUAUCAGAAAUGGAAAUAGAGUGGAAUGGGACUGCACAUGUCUGUUUUACGCAAUCCUUUAUUCCAAMUGCAUUGGAAGGAAUAAGCUUGACCCAAAAGUAAAGAAAGCUGUAGAUAAUCUACGACAGUAUCGUAACAAAUAUGCUCAUUAYCAUCARAGCAAAGURACCGAUMCAGAUUUCCASGCCUCGAUACAAGAUGUAAUCAACGCAUUUGAUGAUUUAAAACUCGACACAAAUGUUGUUAAAAAACUCAAAUCUCAAAGACGUUUUAAUACGGAUGAGCUCCAGAAAAUCCADGAACAGCUGGAUAAAGAGAAAAGACGUAACCAGGAGCCACAGACAUUUUGUGACUUGCCACCUAUGCCCUCACAUAUGGUCACCCCACGCUCAACCGAGGUGGACACAAUAAUGAACGAGAUGCAGYAUUUAAAAGGUCUCCAUCCAAAUGAGGUGACCCAUGUCUACCUGUCAGGAAAUCCAGGCUGUGGAAAAAGUGAAACAGCAAGACAAAUUGGCGAAAAGGUUUUUGAUGAAAACAGUGCGAGCRUUUCGUCAUAUACAUUCGUUGCUACACUUAAUGCCGCAAGCCCUGACGCACUGCUAAGGUCGUACACUAACUUCGCCCGCCUACUGCGAGUCAACGAAGAUUACAUCCAAAGUAUUGUAACCCUAAAAGCUGAUUCACCACCAGAGGACAAAGUUAUGRASUUAAUGGCACUURUAAAUYCAAAAUUGGCAUUGUUCUCUUCGUGGUUAAUGAUAGUGGAUAAUGUGGUCGAUCUUAAAAAGGCGUCACGUUUUUUCCCUCUUUUGGGUCAGAGGGUAACAGGAAGAGCACAAGUUUUAGUGACUACACAAGACAGUCAUUCAAUUCCUCUAGCAAGUCAUAAAAUUCACCAUCAAUCACUAAGUGAAGGAAUGAAGCCUGAUGACGCUGUUCGUAGUCUUUGCACUAUCUCAGACCAGCAAAUUCAARGUAAUGAAGAMGUGGUCCUYGAAAUUGCAAGAGCACUCGAUUUUCAACCACUUGCCCUCGCCUGUACUGCASUCUACGUUAAGUUAGURAGCAAAUGUGGUUCRUCCUUCACUUGGUMCAAGUGCYUUACAAAGAUCACAGAAGGGAAACGCGAACAAACUGAAAAACCGUUCCUCGAUACAAGUAGCCAGGUCUAUUCACAAUCGAUGACAACAGCUGUGAARAUGGCUUUAGAUAGAGUGGUCAAAGAAGAUACAAUCAUGAGGUUUGCAUUUCAGAUAUUGUCGGUGCUUGCCCAGGAACCAGUGCCGAUCARGUACGUUACUAGAUAUGUUCUUUUGAGCAUGCCUGAGGAAGAUGAAGAGUUGAUAGAAGCUCGCAUUGCACGCUCUUCUCUCAUUCUCAUUUCUGAUGAUUGYCAAGAUGUCCGYGUACAYCAAAUUGUGCAYGGUGUACUGCAAASCAAUGUAAGACCAACGGUUGAGGGCAAUUGYCUGAGUUUKGCAAACAUACUUACAUCAUUUUCCGAUCUAGCUACUAAUGAUAAUGAAGAACCGGGUMAAGAAUAUGUAAUGUCUACCAAGAGUCUCRUUCCACACUUUGUUAGUUUGCAAGGAGCCAUUUUUCCAAAUCUUCGAUUAUUCAUGACCUUAACUAAAGAGCAAGCACUUUUAGUAGCAAAAUGUCUCUCGUGCUGUAUCGGUAAACUAUGUUACAUGAAUGGCCAACUGAAAGAAGCGAAAAGUUAUCUUGAAAUGUCCAUCGAAAUCAAAGAAGCUUUCUGUAUUGAAGGGGACCAUUUAGUAGAACGUAAUAUUCUUGGGGAGAUUCUUUACGAACUUGGAGAUUUUAAAGGAUCCAAAUUAUGCCUUCAACAAGCACUUGGACGCCGCUCUUGUGAUUUUGACGAUAUAAAAGAAAAUGUUGGUUUACACCUGCGAGCACUGACAAACCUUGGGAAAACACUUUCCAACGACGUGAGAGUAAAACAGGAAGCUGAGCGAUAUUUGAAAGAAGCACUUGCAGUCCUUGAAAAGUCGACACUAGAUAUUCCAUUUGCAGGGCGAAUAUUGAACAAUAUUGCAAUGGUAUACUUUAAUCUUUGCAAUUACAAAGAAGCAAAGCAAUUUAUUGAAAGAGCACUCUCCAUUGACAGGACGAAGUAUGGUGAUAAUCACCCAUUUUUAUCUGAGAGAUAUAAUGACCUUGCAAUAGUUCUACAAGAAUUAGGAGAACACCACGCAGCUGAAGAAUACUUACGAAAGGCAAUUUCGGUGGUAUCACGUUAUGACGAAAAUAGUCCCUAUUUAUCAACAUACUAUGGCAAUCUUGGCAAUGUGCUAAAUGCCCUCAGACAGCACGAUGAAGCAAAGAGAUACUUGAUUAAAGCAAUUGCUGUUGUCAAAGAUAUGCAUGUCGACAACCAUCCAACAUUAGCCAUACAGUUGAAUAAUCUCAGUUUGGUGUUUAAAAAUCUCAGACAGUAUGAGGAAGCAAAGAAGUGUUUGGAAAGAGCACUUGCUAUUGACGAACGUGUUUAUGAUGAAAACCAUCCAACAUUAGCCAAACAUUUAAAUAACCUUGGGUCUGUACUACAAAAGCUCAGACAGUAUGAGGAAGCAAAGAAAUUAAUGGACAGGUCAGUUGCUAUAGACGAACGUGUUUAUGAUGAAAACCAUCCAAUAUUAGCCAUACAUUUAAACAACCUCGGUUCUGUACUACGAGACCUCAGACAGUAUGAGGAAGCAAAGAAGUUUUUGGAAAGAGCACUUGCUAUUGACGAACGUAUAUAUGAUGAAAACCAUCCAGCAUUAGCCAUAGAUUUAAACAACCUCGGUUCUGUACUACAAGACCUCAGACAGUAUGAGGAAGCAAAGAGAUUAAUGGAAAGGUCAGUUGCUAUAGACGAACGUGUUUAUGAUGAAAACCAUCCAGUAUUAGCCAUACAUUUAAACAACCUUGGUAUGGUACUACGAGACCUCAGACAGCAUAAGGAAGCCAAGAAGUGCAUUGAAAGAGCAGUUGCUAUAGACGAACGUGUUUAUGAUGAAAACCAUCCAGUAUUAGCCAUACAUUUAAACAACCUUGGUAUGGUACUACGAGACCUCAGACAGCAUAAGGAAGCCAAGAAGUGCAUUGAAAGAGCAGUUGCUAUAGACGAACGUGUUUAUGAUGAAAACCAUCCAAUAUUAGCUCAGCACUUAAAUGACCUUGGUUUGGCGUUUAUUGAUCUGAGACAGUACUGGGAAGCAAAUAGCUGCAUGGAAAGAGCGCUUGCCAUUGCUGUACAUACAUAUGAUGUUAACCAUCCUGUCUGUCAACACAUUUUAAAAAACCGACAAGAAUUGUGCAAAACGAUUUAUUGUAAUCUAAUUAAGCUACUUAUUGGCGUUUUUUGAAUGUACAUGUUGUAUUGGUUUUUCUCAGUAUAUCACUGAACCAAAAAACCCUUUUUAUCAAAACUAUGAAUUCUUUGUAAAACAUUCAACUAUUUUGAUUUUUCAACUACUAGAAUAUUUCAGUCAGUAUACGUGAUCAGGAAUUCUAGUAGUCCAGAACUGGACCCUCUUUUAUCCAUGCGCGCGCGGAGUUGAAAACUAUUAUUUUGAAUCAGCGUUCUCAACGGUCACAUGCGCUGACAAAUUUCUCUGGACCCACUUUUCUCAAUUUUCUGUAGCGAGUGCUUUGGAUUUUUAACUUUUACAUAGAAUAUUAUCUAUAGUAAUUGAGAAAAGAGGGUCCAGUUCUGGACUAGAAUUCUAGAUGCUCUAUAGUGUGUUUCCUUGUCAUAGCAAAAGAUUUAUAUGCACCGUUACUUUAUGGAACUGCAUGAGACUGCCAAGACUGAUGGCUUAUAUCAUUUUAACAUUAUAAAUAUAUUGAAUAACAAACAAGUAGUCGCGAAAGAACAACCACCCACCCAAACUUAUAUUUUGCUCUGAUAGAGAAAUAAAGGAAAGUUAUAAUGCUAAGGAGAAAGACCCUUGGAACCUCUCUGGGAUAAAAUUUGCUCUGCCUAUUUCAUCACCUCACCUAUCCUGUGUUCAUUUAUGACUAAUCUGUCAAA
Messenger RNA from Exaiptasia diaphana, 4706 nucleotides. RefSeq lists its product as uncharacterized. Gene Ontology annotation, molecular function: protein binding. The coding region runs from base 436 to 4038 and encodes 1200 amino acids. NCBI's taxonomy places the organism in Eukaryota, Metazoa, Cnidaria, Anthozoa, Actiniaria, Aiptasiidae. The transcript has 3 exons. The record is from RefSeq and is a predicted model, not a curated record.